CACUCCAACUGUAGAGAGAGAAAGGAGAAGAAAUCUCGAGAGAGCGCGCGCAUCGCCGUCACCGAAAGCAAAGAAAAAGAGGCCCAUUUUGGGAAGAAGAAGGCGGGGGGCAUUUUCAGCACAAAUCUCUCUCUAUUCCUCUCCCUCAGCAGCCAUGCACGCCCCUGUACUCGUCCUCAAGGAUUCACUGAAACGCGAAUCUGGGAGCAAAGUUCAGCAUGCCAAUAUCCAAGCAUCCAAGGCUGUAGCGGACAUAAUUCGAACUACUUUAGGGCCACGGUCCAUGUUGAAAAUGCUGCUAGAUGCUGCAGGAGGAAUUGUGGUUACUAAUGAUGGAAAUGCUAUACUGCGUGAGUUGGAUAUUGCACAUCCAGCUGCUAAGUCAAUGAUUGAACUUAGUCGCACACAAGAUGAAGAAGUGGGAGAUGGCACAACAUCUGUCAUUGUUCUUGCUGGCGAGAUGCUUCAUGUUGCUGAAGCUUUCAUUGAUAAGAACUACCAUCCAACGGUGAUUUGUCGAGCAUAUAAUAAAGCUCUUGAGGAUGCUCUUGCCGUUCUUGACAAGAUUGCAAUGCCGAUUGAUGUUGAUGAUCGUUCUACGAUGCUUGGUCUGGUCAAAAGCUGCAUUGGCACAAAGUUCACUGGACAGUUCGGAGACUUGAUUGCAGACCUUGCAAUUGAUGCUACUUCAACAGUUGGUGUGGACCUAGGCCAAGGUAUACGUGAAGUUGACAUUAAGAAAUAUAUAAAAGUUGAGAAGCUUCCUGGUGGGCAAUUGGAGGACUCCAAGGUUCUUAAAGGAGUCAUGUUUAACAAAGAUGUUGUUGCCCCUGGAAAAAUGAGGAGAAAGAUAGUUAAUCCCAGAAUUAUUCUCCUCGAUUGCCCGCUUGAGUAUAAGAAAGGAGAAAAUCAAACAAAUGCCGAGUUGGUAAAGGAAGAAGACUGGGAAGUUUUGCUGAAGAUGGAGGAAGAAUACAUAGAGAACAUCUGUAUGCAAAUACUUAAGUUAAAACCUGACUUGGUCAUAACCGAGAAAGGGCUUAGCGAUCUUGCAUGCCAUUACUUAAGCAAGGCUGGAGUCAGUGCCAUCCGGAGGUUGAGAAAGACUGACAACAAUAGGAUUGCCAAAGCUUGUGGAGCAGUUGUUGUCAAUAGGCCUGAUGAGCUCCAAGAGUCCGAUGUCGGAACGGGUGCUGGGCUUUUUGAGAUCAAGAAGAUUGGCGAUGAGUUCUUUGCAUUUAUCGUGGAUUGUAAGGAUCCAAAAGCAUGCACAGUUCUUCUAAGAGGGGCUAGCAAGGAUCUGCUGAAUGAAGUUGAAAGAAAUUUGCAGGACGCGAUGUCAGUAGCACGAAACAUACUGAAGAAUCCAAAGCUUCUUCCUGGAGGAGGUGCUACAGAGUUGACUGUAUCUGCAACACUGAAGCAGAAGAGUUCAUCAAUUGAAGGCAUUGAAAAGUGGCCAUAUGAGGCUGCUGCUAUAGCUUUUGAGGCUAUCCCACGAACCUUGGCUCAAAAUUGUGGAGUGAAUGUGAUUCGAACAAUGACUGCUCUCCAAGGAAAGCAUGCAAAUGGUGAAAAUGCAUGGGUUGGUAUCGACGGGAACACUGGUGCUAUUGUUGAUAUGAAGGAGAAGAAGAUCUGGGACUCCUACAAUGUAAAAGCACAAACAUUCAAGACCUCAAUUGAAGCCGCUUGCAUGCUUCUGAGGAUCGAUGACAUUGUUAGCGGGAUAAAGAAAAAGCAGGCUCCUGGUUCUGGGCCUACUAAGCCCAAGAUCGAGGAAGAAGGCGAUGCUGACGGUGAACAGAUAAUUCCGGAGUAGAAAUGGGUAGGAGUCUAUAGUCUUUUACAAAGAGAGGGUUUUAACAAAGAUGGAGACUGUUGGGCUGCUGUUAGCUGGCAAAUUUUGGUUGAUCCUGGAUUGACAAGUUUCAUGUCCUUUUCUUUUCUCCUACUUUAGAACUGUGUAAAUUGACUGUGUUAUGUUUCUUGUGUUCUGGUAGUUUUAUGUGAGCAUAUAAAGACCAGUAUAUUUUGUUCGCUUAAUGGAUUGUGAGCGUCUACCCCUUGUCAAAAUCCAAGUUAUUAGUACUGUCUGUUGUCAUUCUUUCUUACUAGUGUGAACGCCGUGCAAAGCAUAUCUUUUUUUU
Asparagus officinalis (garden asparagus) is the source of this 2150-nucleotide messenger RNA. RefSeq names its product T-complex protein 1 subunit gamma. The transcript is spliced from 14 exons. The record is from RefSeq and is a predicted model, not a curated record. Gene Ontology annotation, biological process: protein folding. The coding region runs from base 155 to 1822 and encodes 555 amino acids. Gene Ontology annotation, cellular component: chaperonin-containing T-complex. Lineage: Eukaryota; Viridiplantae; Streptophyta; Magnoliopsida; Asparagales; Asparagaceae. Gene Ontology annotation, molecular function: ATP hydrolysis activity; ATP-dependent protein folding chaperone; ATP binding.